AGAUUGGUUCGAUCAUCCAUCAAGUCAAAAUCUUUUUUUUUCCUCUACGAAGAGGACGCACUCCCAUUUUCUCUCCCUUUCACCGCCGUCUCCUCCAAAAAUAUUAACGAAGAGGAAAGCAAACAAAAAAAGCUUCUUUGCGUGUGUGCUCCCUCAGCGUUUUUUCUUCUAUUAUUAUUAUUCGCUUUGAUCAGUGUAACAGCUAUUGACUAUUUCUUUUCUCUUCUCUGUUUUCUGUUUGUUUUUCCCGUGAUACAACAUGGCAGCGUUCAGCCGUCUUCUCGGGGUGCAGCUCCCCUACAUUGUGGAGGUGGGCAUCUUCUUGGUCCUCGCCUACCUCACCGCCUGGGUGCUCACCGCCGUCAUGUUCGCGCGGAUUCACAAGUUUAAGAUUCCCGGCCCCUUCUCGGCCCUGCCGAUUGUCGGCGGCGUGAUAACCAUGAUCAAGGACCCCUACGAGUUCUGGGAGCGCCAGCGUCAGUACGACCCCCACGGUUACAGCUGGCUGGCCAUCCUGAACCAGUUUGUCGUCUUCGUCACCCGCGCCGACCUCUGCCACAAGAUCUUUGCCACGAACAGCGAUGACACCCUGACGCUGCAGCUGCACCCCAACGGCAAGGUGAUUCUGGGUGACAACAACAUCGCCUUCCAGAGCGGCCCCGGCCAUAAGGCGCUGCGCUCGACCUUCAUGAACCUCUUCACCACCAAGGCCCUCUCUCUCUACCUGCCGAUCCAGGAGCGCCUGAUCCACGAGCACCUGGCCCGGUGGGUGAAGGACUACCCGUGGGGCGGCGAGCCGCAUGAGAUGCGCAUGAAGAUCCGUGAGAUGAACUGCGAGACCUCCCAGACCGUCUUCCUCGGCGAGCACCUGCACAACCGCGACGAGUUCACGUACAACUACAACAUCAUCACCCACGGCUUCCUCUCCGCGCCGCUGUACUUCCCCGGCACGGCCCUCUACAAGUCCGUGCAGGCCCGUAAGUUGGCCAUGGUGGAGCUGCAGGCCGCCGUGCGUCGCAGCAAGGCCCGCAUGUCGAAGCCGGACGCGGAGGCGCACUGCCUGCUGGACUUCUGGACGGCGACGGUGCUGGAGAAGGUGAAGGAGGCGGAGGAGGAGGGCGGCGAGGCACCGGCCUACUCGACGGACCACGCCAUGGCUGACACGAUGCUCGACUUCCUCUUCGCCUCACAGGACGCGUCGACUGCCAGUCUGACGAUGAUCACGACGACGAUGGCGGACCGGCCGGAGAUCCUCGAGCGCGUGCGCAAGGAGCAGACCCGCCUGCGCCCCAACAACGAGCCGCUCACCUACGACCUUGUGCAGGAGAUGGCCUUCACGCGUCAGUGCGUGAUGGAGCAGCUGCGCAUCUUCCCGCCGGCGCCGAUGGUGCCGAUGAAGGCGCACAGCGACUUCCAGCUGGACGACAAGACGGUGGUGCCGAAGGGGAGCAUGAUCAUCCCGUCGCUGGUGGCGUGCUGCCGCGAGGGCUUCUCGAACCCCGAGCAGUACGACCCCGACCGCAUGGGCCCCGAGCGCCAGGAGGACCGCAAGUUCGCGAAGCAGUUCAUCCCGUUCGGUGUCGGCCCGCACCGCUGUGUCGGCUACAACUACGCCAUCAACCACCUCACGGUGUUCCUCGCCCUCAUCGCGCACCACGUCGAGUGGCAGCGCACGCGCACCCCUGACUCCGACAAGGUCGUCUACCUCCCCACGCUCUACCCGUACGACUGCCUGCUGACGUGGCGCUACCGCAAGGGUAUGGAGCCGAAGGAAAAGGCGGUGAAAGCCGAGUAA
This is a messenger RNA of Leptomonas pyrrhocoris, 1795 nucleotides long. Its product is annotated as cytochrome p450-like protein. The record is from RefSeq and is a predicted model, not a curated record. Gene Ontology annotation, molecular function: heme binding; oxidoreductase activity, acting on paired donors, with incorporation or reduction of molecular oxygen; monooxygenase activity. The transcript has a single exon. Gene Ontology annotation, biological process: sterol metabolic process. The coding region runs from base 260 to 1795 and encodes 511 amino acids. NCBI's taxonomy places the organism in Eukaryota, Euglenozoa, Kinetoplastea, Trypanosomatida, Trypanosomatidae.